Molecule: messenger RNA, 657 nt
Organism: Exophiala aquamarina CBS 119918
Lineage: Eukaryota; Fungi; Ascomycota; Eurotiomycetes; Chaetothyriales; Herpotrichiellaceae
Exons: 2
Coding region: 19-432 (137 amino acids)
Source: RefSeq, a predicted model, not a curated record
GAUUUCACCUCAAAGGAUAUGACUUGUAACAUCAACAACGUUGCCACAGCGAAGACACUAUCGGUCAAGGCUGGUGAUAAGGUACAUUUUGAAUGGCACCACGAGGACCGCUGCGCAGGAGAUCAAAUAAUUGACCCAUCCCAUAAAAGCCCUGUUCUGGGGUACAUCGCUCCAGGUGACUAUCUCCUUCGUGGUGAGACCAUCGCCCUGCACGAAGGCUUCUUUGUCAGUGGAGCUCAGUUUUAUAUGGAAUGUGUUCAGAUCAAGAUUACCUCUCCGGAAGCACCACCCUUCCCGCAGGCGUUUCAAUCCCUGGAAAUUACUCUGCUACCAACUCUGGUAUUCUCUUUGAUCUGUACAAUGGCGCUGAGCCAUAUCCAAUCCCGGACCACCAGUCUGAGAUGGCGCAUCCUCUGGUCCAGAGCCUACUAAUUUCGCUCCAACAUCGUCACUCCAGCAAGUACCGCCGUGCCAACCAGUCUGCAGACGGCGGUAAAGACCACAGGCACCACUGCUCCUCCAACGACCACAACGCUUCCAUCCGGCGUCACAGUAGCCAUCUGGCAGCAAUGCGGUGGUAUUCAUUACAGUGGUCCCACAGAGUGCCAAUCGGGUCUCAUCUGCAAGGACUGGAACCCAUACUACUUCCAGUGCUUC